UGUCCAAAAUGCCUCCAAAAUUAGCAAGAUUAAAGAAUACAGAAAUAUGUACUGUUCUCGAGAUCUUGAAAAAUUAUCCAAUUAUUUGGAAUAUAAAACUAAAAGAUUACUCAAACAAACCCAUGCGAGAUGGACAAGUAGCAAUGAUGCUCAUUGAUCUCGAAAAAAGGAAUUUGAAGAUGUGCGAAGAAGAAUUCCGAGCACACUUGAAAAGUAUUAAAGAUACAUACAGGAAAGAACUGAAAAAAGUGAAUAGUAGCAAGAAAAGUGGAACAGAUCCAGAUUCGUUGUACAUUCCAAGAUUGACUUGGUAUGAUUCUUUCUUACGAGAAAUUGUUAGUACAAGAAAUUCAUCAUCAAACAUGGUAAGAUUUAUUAUUUUUAAACAAAUAUCUGGAUAAAUAAAAGUCAUUUAAU
Monomorium pharaonis (pharaoh ant) is the source of this 417-nucleotide messenger RNA. RefSeq lists its product as uncharacterized. The record is from RefSeq and is a predicted model, not a curated record. The transcript has 2 exons. NCBI's taxonomy places the organism in Eukaryota, Metazoa, Arthropoda, Insecta, Hymenoptera, Formicidae. The coding region runs from base 9 to 401 and encodes 130 amino acids.